Oncorhynchus mykiss (rainbow trout) is the source of this 2148-nucleotide messenger RNA. RefSeq names its product protein mono-ADP-ribosyltransferase PARP16. The record is from RefSeq and is a predicted model, not a curated record. NCBI's taxonomy places the organism in Eukaryota, Metazoa, Chordata, Actinopteri, Salmoniformes, Salmonidae. Gene Ontology annotation, molecular function: NAD+ poly-ADP-ribosyltransferase activity.
CCCAGCAGAGAGGAAGAGGCAAAGCGAGAGGAUUUACUCAGCCCAAAAUCUGUCAGCGUGAGAUAAGUGUUCUUGUUUUACCUUAGUGGAGAUAAGCCCUUUUUUCUAUUGAGGUCUAUAAGAGUUUCGAAUACCGUAAGGCUUAAUUGAUCAAAUAGAAGUUUCGCAAUGUUUAGUCUGUUAAAAUGUACUGAUAUAAUUGGAGGCACGUGGAAUUCUGACAACUUUGAGAAAAACGACUUGGUUUUGCCUGUUGUUCACACGCGUAUCUGCCCUCUCAUCGGCUAGAAUUGUCCCAGCUGUUCACGCCUGCCUUCGAUCACUGAGCACAUUUCCAUUGUUAGAGCGGUCACUCAGCUAUCUUGUCAAUAUAUUACAUUAUCUUCGUUACCAGUCGAACCAGCGGUUGGUAACGGGCUCACUCAGUGUUGGAAAUGCAGCCGCCACUCCCACCAGAUGAAGUCAGGGAGCUGGUGUGUUCCUGUCUUCACAGGGACCCAGUAGCUGCUGACCUGAGAUGCAGCCUGUUUGUUGCUGCUGCUCAGAGCUACAAGAGGGACUCACUGCUCAGACCCUACCCCCCCAGAUACAUCAGAGACACUGACACCAAGGAGUUUGAUGAGCUGCUGUCAGAUGUGAGCAGUUUGCCUGGUGUGAGGGAGCUGGUGAAAUUGAGACCUGGCAAAGCUGACCAUCAUCUGGCCCUCACACACUGGGUUCUCUUCUCCAAGAGCUUCGCUGUGAAGACACUACAGAAAGACGAGUAUGUCAAGCUCUGUAACCUGACAGAGGCUGAGGGGAUCUCUAAGCCGGUCCCGGACUUUCUGUUUGAGCUAGAGUACUGCGACCAGAUGAACGUUAAGUUUGAGAAGACGCGGGCGGGACGCGACCUCUUCUAUGCAUUCCACGGCAGCCGACUGGAGAACUUCCAUUCUAUCAUACACAACGGACUACACUGCCACCUCAACAAGACGUCAUUGUUCGGAGAGGGCACCUAUCUUACCAGUGACCUCAGCAUGGCGGUCCUCUACAGUCCCCAUGGCAAUGGUUGGCGCGACAGCCUCCUGGGACCGUUGCUAAGCUGUGUCGCCAUGUGUGAGGUCAUUGACCACCCAGACGUGAAGUGCCAGGUAAAGAGGAAAGACUCGGAGAUCAUUGACCGGCAGCGAUCCAGAGCCAGGAACAGUGAAGGAGGAGAGGUCCCUCAGAAGUACUUUGUGGUCACCAACAAUCAGCUGCUCCGAGUCAAAUACCUGCUAGUGUACUCUCAGAGAAGACACCUGUCCAGACAUUCCCAGGGCAGGUCGUGGCUGGUCAGACAUCACUUUGCCAUUAUGAUGAGUCUCUAUCUGCUGCUACUCAUCUUCAUCGGUACCUUCAACUCCACCACAUUCCUCUCCUUCUGGAACCGGCUCUUCCGGUGACGUCAUGGUGCUUUUCGACUUCAGCCCAAGAUGGUCCAGCCUGAGGCUUCCUAUGGGCUUAAACCCUGGGGUUUUACUAGGGAAAUUGUUUCCUUUCCAACCCUUGGGCUUGACCCUAAGGCACGAGCGUGAAACUCAUUCCACGGAGUGCCGAGUGUCUGCAGGUUUUCGCGCCUCCCUUGUACUUGAUUGAUGAAUUAAGGUCACUGAUUAGUAAAUAACUCCCCUCAACUGGUUGUCUAGGUCUUAAUUGAAAAGAAAAACCAGCAGACACUAGAGCCUCCAUGGAAUGAGUUGGAGACCACUGCACUUCAAACUUGGGAAGAGCAGUGUGUCAAGUUCAACAACCUGUGAAAUUUCAACAGUUUCUUAUGAGAAGGAAUAGUUCAUCUAGACAUGGACCAUUCUUCUCAUUCAUAGUGCCUUCCCUAACACAGAGACAGACCAGACGGACAGACCAGACGGACGGACAGCACAGGAGACAGACCAGAUGGACGGACAGCACAGGAGACAGACCAGAUGGACGGACAGCACAGGAGACAGACCAGAUGGACGGACAGCACAGGAGACAGACUGGACGGACAGCACAGGAGACAGACUGGACGGACAGCACAGGAGACAGACCGGACGGACGGACAGCACAGGAGACGGACCAGGCAUACGGACCGGACGGACAGAUGGACAGCACAGGAGACGGACCAGACGGACGGACCGGACGGACGGA